Bactrocera oleae (olive fruit fly) is the source of this 7218-nucleotide messenger RNA. RefSeq names its product serine-rich adhesin for platelets. Gene Ontology annotation, biological process: protein dephosphorylation. Gene Ontology annotation, molecular function: protein phosphatase regulator activity; calcium ion binding. Gene Ontology annotation, cellular component: protein phosphatase type 2A complex. NCBI's taxonomy places the organism in Eukaryota, Metazoa, Arthropoda, Insecta, Diptera, Tephritidae. The record is from RefSeq and is a predicted model, not a curated record.
GUUUAUGCGCUCUAUAGAAUUGCAAGCGCUCGUGUAAGAAUUCCGGGUCUCUCCCUCAAAUGAAAACAAAGCAGAUUAUUGCCAAUUAAGCUGACAAAAGCCAAAUAUUGGACAAAGAAAACACAUUAGAAAGCCACUAACGACUGCGCUCAGGUUUUAUUGGAAAAUACGAAAGAAACGCACUGACAGUUGUAUUCGGGCGAGUGAUUGCAAUUUGAUGUCAAAUACUUAAGUAGCCAAAGUAACAACUUGGAAGUGGUCCACAGAAAGAAAAAUGGGGUUGGAAGUGUGGCAUAUUUUCAAUAUUUUUUGCGCUUUUUAAUUUGAUGUGUUCUCUGUGAACACUGUGAGAGAUUGAGAGUGGAAUGAGUGCAUUUUUUUAACAGCGCACGAGAGAAAUGAACAUGCGGUUGAGUCAUACAAAUAUAAACAUGUGUUUAAAAGAAAUUACUUUCCUUCAGCAACAAAAUGUAUAUGUUUCUUUUUGAGAACUGAAGUGAGAACGGCGUGCUGAAUAGCGUGAACGAUGGGAGAUCUUUGCUUCUCAAACGCAAGCGCUGCAGACUCAAGCGUUCGGAACACUUGAAACACUUGAAAACGCUGUCGAAUAAUAUGUGUAAUACUAAUAAUAAACUAUAUAUCUGAAACAAAAAAAAAUCAUUAAAAUGAGACAGCGCUUUUGAACGUUCUCCGAACACGAAAUUUUGUAUUGGAAAAGUAAUUGAGCGUCGAGCAAACGUAAAUAUUAUAUAUCUGUUGUUUACAAAAUUUCGACAUUUCAUGCGCAUGAGAUCACUACGAAUUAUGAUGUACGUAAAGUAGCAAAAAUUAUUGUAGUUUCCUUUUUCAAAACUGUAGCAAAAAACUCUUUUUAAGGACAAUUUUUCAUAACUUUUUGUUUUACAACGUUUUUACAAAAGAUUUUCUUCACGCUUCCCAUAAGCUGUGUCUCUUUAACACAUACAAACUUUUUCCGCCCAUCAUUUAGUGAGCGAACACCCACACUCAGACAUGCUUAGGCCCGUUUUCCGAGCGUAUUUGCCGAUUUGGAAAACUGUGAGGAUGCUCUGCGGCGCUCACAAUUGUUGUUGUAUGCUAUGCAGUGAUCGUCAACAACUACGAACGCUGCUUCAACGCGGAGAGUCAAUUCAGUUCGUGCGUUCGCGGAGCGUGUGCGAGUACUCUUCGAAAAAUUUACGGAAAGCAAAAUUAAAUUUUAACGAAAGUGUGAAGGUUCCUCCGGUUCACAAGGUAGAAUUCUAUAGGCGAUCGCUGGGGUUGAAUGUCAUAUUUAGCAUGUUUUUUCGAUUUUGGUAGCGCGCGAGGUUCAAAAAAAAGUUAGUAAUAAUAAAAAGCAAAAAUGUGAAAAGUUUUGUGCAAAAGGAAAUUAAAAAUAAACAAGCUCAUAAUUUUUUAUUCAAGCGAACACGGUGCAUUGGAAAAUUGAUUAAAGUUAAGUAAACUCAAGCGACUCGCGGCGAUUACGAAUGCUGCAUACGCAUUCGAGAAGUAGUGAAAUUAGUACAAAAACCUCUACAAAAUAGGCAAAUCGGUGUUUAAAAAUAGACGUGCCGCCGUUCGCAAUACGGAGCAGUCAGUCAGUAUACGAAAAACAUAGCAGAGUGCGCACACACAUACACGCGCGCCCAUACACUACACAUUGCGGUAAAGCAGUUGGAGGACCGAAACGCAAAGAAGAAGCAGAAGAGGAAGAUUUCUAGAAGGAAAAAAGUGGAAGUAGUAGAAGAAGCACAAGUAUAGUGAGUGUACUCAUACGGCAUUUGGUGAAUGUAUAGAGCGUCUUUGACGUCGCUCACGUCUGCGUCAUUGCCGCUUUGUUCGGCAUUAGCCUGUGUAGAUAGCAACGCCGUUAGCUUAGGCGCCGCGCGUUUCGACUUGGUCGUUGUUUCCUACAACAUCUCCACUUUCGUCGACGACGUUGUCGUAGUUGCCGCUGUUGUUGUCACAACGUCGACGGGAAGAUAUGAAGCAAGCGCCGCGCCACCAAAGGGGAAACACAAACAGACAACAAGAGAGUAGCGCACCCUGGCAUAUUGUGCGAAUCGUGCCGAUACCGUAAAAUUUCGCAACAUUUUGCCAUCUAAUCAGCAAUCGAACGCUGGUGCGUUGUUCCGCGUUGCGCGCCGUGAAAUUAGAGUUUGUGCGAAGUGUAUUUUGCUGCUACGUAACUAAACUUGCAACGUGUGGCAUUUUAUAUAUAACGCGGAAACAAAUAUAGAGCAAUAAAUAAGUAAUAAAUAUUUUUUGUAAACAAAUUAUACUGUGCCACCAAUUCCCUGCCGCAGUCCCUACGCAGCGGGCAAAUAUGCAAGCAGCGCCUCCGAACGCCGCCACAAAACCUAAAACCGCCUCCAUAACGACCACAAACAAACCGACCAUAAUAACGCAUCCAGUAAAAACGAAACCCUACAUUGAUUCUCAUCUAUACCAGUCCACACUGCAGCAGCAACAACAAACAGUUGGUAGUCAGAUUGGUAGUGGCAAGACGAGCGUCGUGCUCUCCGACGAUCCCACACGAGAGAUCGAGGAGAUCUCAAAAAAGAUAUCUGAGCACGCCGAUGCGUUAUACCAUACGUGGAAGAGUCGUGGACUAGCACCGACUGAAUUGUUAGGUUUCUACACGCAUGCAGCGGCUGCAGCUGCAACAAGCGACGGUGCAAGUGACGCGGGCGACCUUUUUGCGGUCGAUGACGAGCAAACAGCGGAGGGGCUGCAGAAGUUGGUCAAUACAUUUGUGCUAAAGGAUAAGGAACAGCGCGCGGGUAAGACGAACACGAAUACCAGUAGCGCGGUUAACAGAUUAGGUAGUGGUGUUGUGAGUGCCGGGGUUAUUGGUAUCGGUGGUGUUGGUGGACUCGUUGGUGUCGGUAGUGUCGAAAGUGGUGUAGUUUUAAACACAACACAAGAACCAAACAUCGAUGCUAAUAUGGUGGGUAAAUUGAAGCAAUCAACGGCGUCUACAACAAAAAGGAGCGUCACGUCACCGAAGUCGCCCACAACGACAUCGGCUAUUCUGUUGAAAAAUGUCGAUACACCUGGCGUUGAUGUUGUAGAUACUCUGAAAAAGAAGCCUACAAAAUCCAAUGGAAAAACGACUGGAGCCACGUCUUCCAGUGCGGCGACGUCAUCGUUAACUAAUAAGUCCGCGCUAGCACUAAAACAUGAGAAACAACAACACACAACUAGCAGUGGCAGUAGCGCAGCAACGUCAACUAAAUCGCGAGGCACGAGCUCUGCCACAAACCCCACAGCUAACACUACCACUAUUGGGCGCAGUAAGCCGCACGUUUCGAAUUCCGCACCACUGGAUAUAAACUUAACGGUAGACUUAAAUCUAGAUUUGUCGGAUUUAUCCGAGUUGCAGACUCAUAAUUUGCGCAAAAUCAAAGAGCUGCUGCAGGAAAAUGCACCUACCACAACAACACAAAUAGCGAAAACUGCAACAAACAGCGGUACGAAGCAGUCGAGAAAGGCUAAUACAACUAAUACAACAGCAACGACAGGCGCCGAUGCCGAAGCCGCGCGACAUAACGCUAAUCAUCAUUCACGCCGCGGAGAGCUGACGCCCAAAAGCAACAAUAUCGGCAGUGGCGGUGGUGGCAAGGGUGAAGUGAUUGCUGUCAACAAUGGCGGCGGAGGAAGUGUCAAUAAAGCGGCUAUCACAAUUGUUGGCAACUGUGGUGUUGCUGAUGUUGUUGGUGUUAUUGCAACAGAAAGUGUCAAUGCUGAUAAAAAUAGCGGUGCCAGUGGCGCGGGUGCGAGCAACAGCGGCGGCAAAGGCGGCGCGACCAUUACAACGGUCACGAACGGCAAACGGAGCACGGUGGCUGCUAAAGUGAGCAAUUCGAAAUCAACGCCAGCCGAUAAUCAAUCGAAUCAAAGUGCCAUUAGUGUCAGUGGCCACAAGCAAUCGAGCAAAGAAAGCGGCGAAAAAAGUACCACCACAACGACGAGCGCCACACCGAGCACGCGGAUUGCAACUGUCAGCAGUAGUGGCAACAAAUCAAUCAAAGCACCCACCAUUAAGGAGGAUAAUAAGAACGACAGCAACAACAAUACGAAUACACAUACUAAUCACUUGAGUAGUGGCGCUAGUCAACAUCGAACUGGCAGCAAGUCGAGCGCAAAAAAGGAUACAAGAACUGCUAACAGCAACGGUACAGGAGCAACAACGGCAGGCUCUACAAUUGGUGGCGCUACGAGUGAGAACGGUAUGGCAGCUAUGCCUGCAGCAACAAGUGGCGCGUCAACAACAACACCAUCUAAAUUUGCCAAAACUGGACGCACGCUGAUCAAUGGACAGGAUAAAUAUGUUGGUCGACCGAUACUUACGCGCGGCUCGGUUGCAGAGCGUGUACUUAUGUUCGAGAAGUGUCCGGAUGUGCGGAACUCAUUUUUGAAUAUAAAAAGACCCGAUCCAGCGGAUGCGCCACCAAAAAGUCUGCUCAAGGUUAAAUUGCAUUCAACACCGCCUCCGCCGCCCGAACAUAAUUCUAUACAACGGGAAAUUCGGAACACCAAAACAGCGUACAUACCUAGAUUCUACUUCCCACAUGGCAAGCCUCAGCCACAAAUCGCAUUGGAACGCACUUUGCGCGGCAUUUUGGGCGCGUUUGACUCAUUUCCGAACAAUCAGGUGACCAAAGACGAGCUGCCGCGCAUUUUGAAAAUCUGCGGUCUGCCCUUCUAUUGGCGCAUGCCGGUGAUGGUUUUCUGUCAGCAGGGCAAUUCUGGACUGGUGGAGCGACAAAGAUUCGUGGAAUUCUGGAAACAAAUGAAUGUUUACUGUCAUGAUGCCGCCUCACGUUUCGUUUACAUUUUAUCGCGCGGUCAACGUUUUCGCCAAUACAUACUGCCGGAGGACUUGGCGCCGCUCGUGCAAGACGUGGUCGAUACACAUCCUGGCUUGGCGUUCCUCAAGGAGGCUACCGAGUUUCAUUCCAGAUAUGUACACACAGUCAUUGCGCGAAUAUUUUACUCGGUAAAUAGGUGCUGGUCGGGCAGGAUAAACAUAUCGGAACUGAAGAAAUCCGAUCUCUUGGAGGUGCUCACGUUACUGGAGGAGGAGGACGAUAUCAAUCAAAUUAUGGCCUUCUUCAGCUAUGAACACUUCUACGUCAUCUAUUGUAAGUUCUGGGAAUUGGAUAAAGAUCACGAUCUGCUUAUCAAUCAGGAUGAUCUGGCGAGGCAUAGUGAUCAUGCUUUGUCCACACGCAUUGUUGAGCGAAUAUUUUCGGGUUGCGUAACGCGUGGCGAUAACAAAAAGCAGCCCGAAGAUGAGCCGAAAAUGUCCUAUACCGAUUUUGUGUGGUUUCUGCUUUCCGAAGAGGAUAAGCGUACACCUACCGCAAUCGAGUAUUGGUUCCGUUGUAUGGACAUCGAUGGUGAUGGCGUGUUGUCCAUGUACGAAUUGGAGUACUUCUAUGAGGAACAACAGCAACGUAUGGAAUCGAUUGGCAUUGAGACGUUGCCAUUCGAGGAUUGUUUGUGUCAGAUGCUCGACAUGAUUAAACCUGCACGUCGCGACUGCGUCUCAUUGGGCGAUUUGAAGCGCUGCAAAAUGACACAUGUCUUCUUCGACACAUUCUUCAAUCUGGAGAAAUAUUUGGAUCAUGAGCAACGUGAUCCGUUUGCCUCGCAAAGAGAUGAAUAUUCUUCCGAUUGGGAUCGCUUUGCGGCGCAGGAAUACGAACUGCUCAUCUCUGAGGAAAACGAAUGAACACAUACUUACAUGCAUAGAAAUCGUACAAACUACAUACAUAUCUACAAGUUUUUUGUAUAAAACAAAUAACUGCAAAGCUAUUUUUAUACAAAAACAAAACCAGAAGAAAAAAACUAAAGAGUUUAUAAGGAGAGGGAGCAAAUGCAGCAAAUUUUUUUAGUACAUCUAACAAACUAUAAAAUUAUAUUUCUUUUUUAUGAUCAUAGUUAUUUAUAAACAUACAUACACAUAUUUCACAUGAACCAAAGUAAAAUAUGCAUAUACUAACAAAUACCAAAAGCGAGUGGAAUUUGGAGAAUAUUAGUGAAAAUCCACGAACCACUCGUAUAGCUAUUACCUAACGUUGAAUGGCGGAAAAUCUAGUCACACACACACAUUACAUUUGCAUAACACCUGCAAUCAUAACAAUUAACGAGCGCGAAAACAGCGCUGCGCCAAUAAAUGGAAACGGAAGCAACAAAAGCGAUGUGAACCACUGGCGAAAGCAAUUAAGUGCAAUAACAUAUUGACUACAAGAACGCAUUAAGAAUAUAAAAUAUAAAAAAAUUAUAUUAAUUAGUCCCAAUAUGUUGUUGACUUAAUUAAAUGAAUUUUCUAUUUAAAAUUUUAUUUUGUUUUCUUACUUUUUUAUUUUGAUUUCUUUGAAUUAUUUAAUAUAAUAUUUAUAUUUAUAUUAUAUAAAAUACGCUAUUAUUUUAAAAUAAAACUUGACACUACAUUUUAUUAUUUAAUGCUAUCAAAAAAAAAUAUUUUCUUUCGCAAAAAUUUCAAUUUUUUUUGUUUUGCUCUUUACUUGCAAUAGUUUUUGUUGUGGUUGUUUUUGCCUACAUGUCUCACAGAAACAAUUUGCUUUAACCUGUAUUUCGUAAAUGUAUAGUAAGUAUAUUUAUACAACGUGUAGCAUUUUUUGUAUUUUGCAUUUUUUUUUUUCAAACAAAAAUUUUUUAUCGCUUUCUUCUUCACUUUUAAUAACAUUAGACAAAAAUUUGCUUAAAUUUGUAGAAUUUUCAAAUUUGGCAUUCAACGUACAUACAUUAAUGUUUUGCGGAUAAACAACAUCACCAUGGGCUUGCUUUGUUCAAGUAAUUCACAUUUGCCGUUCACACAUGCGCAGUACAGUGAAAUAUUCAUUAACUGUUCUUAUUUGCGUUUAUUGCAAAAUAUAGACUAAAAAUAUACAUAAGUAGUGCUCAUUUAAUAAUAAUAAUGAUAAUAAUAAUAUAUAUUGAAAAUAAUUGAUUAUUGUUUGCUGUGGCAAUUUCAAUAUAUAAAUGUGUUUUUUUUUUCUUUUUUGCCUUUAAAUAUUUCUUAAAGAUAUUCUGUUUCCUAUUAGCUGUUCAAAAAUAUAACAUAAAGUACGGGGAGUACUUGUUCAAUUUGUGUAGUUGUUGUAAAAGGAGGACCAACGCAACGCCACAACGCAACCGCAAACACAUUUGUCUCAUUUUGUUGUUGUUGUUUUAGUGAGAUUGCUU